ACCAACACAAACACAAUGGAGAACCAUAACAAGGUACUAAUGCUAAUGGUGUGUACUUUCUUCUUUUUCUCCAUGCCUACUUACUCUAUUCAGAACACUCUUACUUCAAAUCAGUUUAUCCAAUACAACGAUACCCUUGUUUCUGCAGCUGGAACCUUUGAAGCAGGAUUUUUCAACUUUGGAGAUCCACAACAAUACUUUGGUAUAUGGUACAACAGCAUAUCACCAAGGACUUAUGUGUGGGUUGCCAAUAGAAACACGCCUGCACAAAACUCAACAGUAAAGAUGAAACUUACUGAUCAAGGAAGUCUUGUUAUUCUUGAUGGUUCCAAAGGCAUUAUCUGGAACUCCGAUUCGUCAAGGAUUGGAGUGGAACCAGUUGUUCAGCUUUUGGAUUCAGGAAAUCUUGUUGUAAAAGAUGCAAACAACACUCAGAACUUUUUGUGGGAAAGUUUUGAUUAUCCUGGUGACACUCUACUUGCUGGAAUGAAGCUGAAAAGUAAUUCAGUUACUGGUCCAUAUAGAUAUCUCACAUCUUGGAGAAGUCCUGAAGAUCCUGCUACAGGAGAGUAUUCAUAUAGGAUAGAUAUGCAUGGUUAUCCUCAACUUGUUACUGAAAAGGGAUCAAGAAUUCUGUAUAGAGGAGGGUCAUGGAAUGGAAUUCUUUUCACUGGUGUUCCUUGGCAAAGAUUGUAUAGAAUAUAUAAUUUCUCAGCAGUGAUCACUGACAAAGAAUUCUCUUAUCAAUAUGAAAAUCUUGACAAUUCAAUUAUUACAAGAGUAGUGCUAGACCAAAAUGGAAUUACACAACGUCUUACAUGGUCGGAUAGGACACAAAUUUGGGAGGCUACUAGUACUCGUCCUGCAGACGAGUGUGAUGUUUAUGCUUUGUGUGGUAUCAACUCUAAUUGCAAUGUUACUGACUUUCCAAAUUGUAAAUGCUUGGAAGGUUUUGUGCCAAAAUUUCAAACAAAAUGGAAGUCAUUGAAUUGGACUGAUGGGUGUGUAAGGAAAACAGAUUUAAAUUGUUCCCAUGGAGAUGGAUUUUUGAAGUACACAAGCAUGAAGUUGCCAGAUACAUCAUCAUCAUGGUUUAACAAGAGCUUGAGCCUUGAGAAAUGUAAAACAAUGUGUUUGAAAAACUGUUCUUGCACUGCAUAUGCAAAUUUAGAUAUUAGAAAUAAUGGGAGUGGCUGCUUACUUUGGUUUGACAACAUUGUGGACAUGAGAAACUUUCCAGAUCAAGGACAAGACAUUUACAUACGACUCUCAUCUUCAGAAUUAGUAUAUACCUCAGAUCCUAAAAAGAAUAAGAGGAACUCAAAGCAUGCUGGGAUUAUUGCAGGGGUUAUUGCACUCAUUAUAGGACUAACCCUUAUUGUAAUGGUCACAUUAGCAUAUAGAAAGAAGCUUGGAUGCAUACGAAACUUAUUUCAAAAGAAGGAUAUGGAAGAUGGUGACUCAGCUACUAUAUUUGAUUUUUCGACCAUCACUAGUGCAACAAAUCACUUCUCUAACAGAAACAAGUUAGGAGAAGGUGGUUUUGGACCAGUUUACAAGGGCAUAACGGUCGAUGGCCAAGAGAUUGCUGUUAAGAGGCUUUCUAAAACAUCAAUACAAGGAAUUGAGGAAUUCAAAAAUGAAGUAAAGUUGAUGGCAACACUUCAACACCGAAAUCUUGUAAAACUUCUUGGUUGUUCUAUUCGACAAGAUGAAAAGUUGUUGAUCUACGAAUUCAUGCCUAACAGAAGCUUGGAUUACUUUAUUUUUGAUACUAUACGAAGCAAACUACUAGAUUGGACAAAGCGCUUGGAAAUUAUUGAUGGGAUUGCUCGGGGGCUGUUGUAUCUACAUCAGGAUUCUAGACUACGAAUCAUACAUAGAGAUCUGAAGACAAGCAAUAUUCUUCUUGAUAUUGAUAUGAUCCCAAAUGUAUCAGAUUUUGGUUUAGCCAGAUCAUUUAUGGGAGACCAAGCUGAGGCUAAUACAAAUAGAGUGAUGGGAACAUAUGGAUAUAUGCCUCCAGAAUAUGCAGUGCAUGGAUCUUUCUCAAUAAAAUCUGAUGUUUUUAGUUUUGGAGUCGUUGUUCUUGAGAUAAUUAGCGGUAAGAAGAAUAGCGGAUUUUGUGACCCUCGACGUCGUCUAAACCUUCUUGGGAACGCAUGGAGAUUGUGGAUUGAAGAAAGGCCAGAGGAGCUAAUAGCUGACAUAUUAUACGAUGAGGCCAUAUGUUCGGAAAUAUUAAGAUUUAUUCAUGUGGGUCUAUUGUGUGUACAACAGCUACCAGAAGAUAGGCCUAACAUGUCUUCUGUGGUCCUUAUGUUAAAGGGUGAAAAGUUACUCCCCAAACCAAGUGAACCAGGGUUCUACGCAGGUAAAAAUAAUAUGAAUAGCGCAGGAUCUUCAAUAAAUGAAGCUACAAUCUCAUUGUUAGAGGCCAGAUGGAUCCAAUGUUUGGUUGUGUGGGUUGUUUUCAAGAUUCUCAUGUACUUGUGUGGCUGGAUUUACAUAAAACUUGGAGAUGCCAAUGCUUUUUCAAAUAUUUUAAGACAAACUAACACAAACACUAUGGAGAACCAUAAUAAGGUGCUAAUGCUAAUGGUGUGUACUUUCUUCUUUUGCACCAUGCCUACUUACUCUAUUCAGCACACACUUACUCCAAAUCAGUUUAUACAAUACAAUGAUACCCUUGUUUCUACAGCAGGAACCUUUGAAGCAGGAUUUUUCAACUUUGGAGAUCCACAACGGCAAUACUUUGGUAUAUGGUACAACAACAUAUCACCGAAGACUAUUGUGUGGGUUGCCAAUAGAAACACACCAGUACAAAACUCAACGGCAAUGAUGAAACUCAAUGAUCAAGGAAGUCUUGUUAUUCUUGAUGGCUCCAAAGGCAUUAUUUGGUCCUCUAAUUCAUCAAACAUUGUGGUGAAAUCAGUUGUUGUGCUGUUGUUGGACUCAGGAAACCUUGUUGUGAAAGAAGCAAAUAGAAGUAGCGAGAAUGAGGAUUUUCUGUGGGAAAGUUUUGAUUAUCCAGGUAACACUUUCCUUGUUGGAAUGAAGCUCAAAACUAAUUUAAUUACUGGUCCAUAUAAAUACCUCACAUCUUGGAGAAACCCUGAAGAUCCUGCUGAAGGUGAGUUUUCGUAUAGGAUAGAUGCACGUGGUUUUCCUCAACUGGUUAUUGCAAAGAAAACAAUAUUAUUGUAUAGACAAGGCUCAUGGCAUGAAGAUGCUGAUCUUUUCACUGGUAUUUCUUGGCAAAGAUUGUUUAGUGCCUUGAGUUUCUCAGUAUUUCUCACCGACAAUGAACUCUCAUAUCAAUAUCAAUCUUUGAACAGUUCAAUUAUUACUAGAGUGGUGCUAGACCCGAAUGGAAUUUCACAACGUUUUCUAUGGUCAGAUAGGGUACAAAUUUGGGAGUCCAUAAAAUUUAAUCCUGCAGAUCAGUGCGAUCUUUAUGCCAUGUGUGGUAUCAACUCUAACUGCAAUAUAAAUGACUUUCCAACAUGUGAAUGCUUGGAAGGUUUCAUGCCAAAAUUUCAAACAAAAUGGAAUUCAUCGAAUUGGUCUGAUGGGUGUGUAAGGAAGACACCUUUAAAUUGUCUCCAUGGAGAUGUUUUUUUCAAUUACACGGGCAUGAAGUUGCCAGAUACGUCAUCAUCGUGGUUUGACAACAGCUUGAGCCUUGAGGAAUGCAAGACAAUGUGUUUGAAAAACUGUUCUUGCACUGCAUGUGCAAUUGCAAAUUUAGAUAUCACAUAUGGUGGAAGUGGUUGUUUACUUUGGUUUGACAACAUUGUGGACAUGACAAAACAUCCAGACAAAGGACAAGACAUUUACAUACGGCUGGCAUCUUCAGAAUUUGAUAAUAAAAAGAAUAAGAGUAACAUGAAGCUUGCUGGGACAAUAGCAGGGGUUAUUUCAUUCAUUAUAGGACUAACCGUUCUUGUAUUGGUCACAUCGGCAUAUAGAAAGAAGCUUGAACCAGGUUAUAUAAAAAAGUUAUUUCACUGGAAACACAAGGAAGAUGGUGACUUGGCAACAAUAUUUGAUUUUUCGACAAUCACUAGAGCAACAAAUAACUUCUCUAAUAGAAACAAAUUAGGACAAGGUGGUUUUGGACCAGUGUACAAGGGCAUAAUGGUAGAUGGCCAAGAGAUUGCUGUUAAGAGGCUUUCUAAAACAUCGGGACAAGGAACCGAGGAGUUCAAAAAUGAAGUACAAUUGAUGGCAACACUUCAACACCGUAAUCUUGUAAAACUUCUUGGUUGUUCAAUUCAACAAGAUGAAAAGUUGUUGAUCUACGAAUUCAUGCCCAACAGAAGCUUGGACUACUUCAUUUAUGAUACUACACGAAGUAAAUUACUAGAUUGGACAAAGCGCUUGGAAAUUAUUAAUGGGAUUGCUCGGGGGCUGCUGUAUCUGCAUCAGGAUUCUAGACUAAGAAUCAUACAUAGAGAUCUGAAGACAAGCAAUAUUCUUCUUGAUAUUGAUAUGAUCCCAAAGAUAUCAGAUUUUGGUUUAGCCAGAUCAUUUAUCGGAGACCAAGCUGAAGCUAAUACAAAUAGAGUCAUGGGAACAUAUGGAUAUAUGCCUCCCGAAUAUGCAGUGCAUGGAUCUUUCUCAAUAAAAUCUGAUGUUUUUAGCUUUGGAGUCGUUGUUCUUGAGAUAAUUAGCGGUAGGAAGAAUCGCGGAUUUUGUGACCCUCUACAUCAUCUAAACCUUCUUGGUCAUGCAUGGAGACUAUGGAUUGAAGACAGGGCAAAGGAGUUAAUACCUGACAUGUUAGGUGAUGAGGCCUUAUGUUCAAAAUUAAUAAGAUUUAUUCAUGUGGGUCUAUUGUGUGUACAACAGAAACCAGAAAAUAGGCCUAACAUGUCAUCUGUGGUUUAUAUGUUAAAGGGUGAAAAUUUACUUCCCAAACCAAGUGAACCCGGAUUCUAUGCAGGAAGUGAUAAUACAAAUAACACAGGAUCUUCAAAAGUGUGUUCAAUAAAUGAAGCUUCACUCUCAUUGUUAGAGGGCCGAUAGAAUGCCAUUGUGACACUGUUCAAAUGUGCUAAAAUUUGGUUUUGCCUAAUAUAAAUGUGUGUUGGAAUUUACCACCUGCAAAGUAGUUGAACUGCAAUGCAUUUGAUUUUGUGAUUUGUAGAUGAUCUAAUGUUUGGUUGUUUUCAAGAUUCUCAUGUAAUGUGUGGUUGGUUUUACUUCUAACUUGGAGAGGACAAGGAUUUUACAAAGUUAUGAAUUUUGUAUGACUAUAAA
Trifolium pratense (red clover) is the source of this 5265-nucleotide messenger RNA. RefSeq lists its product as uncharacterized. The coding region runs from base 16 to 5031 and encodes 1671 amino acids. Gene Ontology annotation, molecular function: protein kinase activity; ATP binding. The transcript is spliced from 15 exons. The record is from RefSeq and is a predicted model, not a curated record. Lineage: Eukaryota; Viridiplantae; Streptophyta; Magnoliopsida; Fabales; Fabaceae. Gene Ontology annotation, biological process: protein phosphorylation; recognition of pollen.